Cyprinus carpio (common carp) is the source of this 2320-nucleotide messenger RNA. RefSeq lists its product as uncharacterized. Lineage: Eukaryota; Metazoa; Chordata; Actinopteri; Cypriniformes; Cyprinidae. The record is from RefSeq and is a predicted model, not a curated record.
ACGAGCCAAUAAGAAACACCGUUAGGCUGACGUCUGCGCAUGCUAGAAGAAGUAGGCAGGAAGUUCAUCACGCAGUGAACGCAUCUGUCUGGGCUCACGCGACACUGGUAUUAGAACUUAAAACCAGCAUAAAAACAAUGAUCGCGUUGAAGUGCUAUCUCUCUCUUCCAGUGGUGGCAGGGGCAUUAUUAGUGGGCCUCCCUUACAGUGUCUCUCUUGUUGCCCAGUGGCUUUAUGGCUGGCCCAAUAAACCAGGGUACCAAAAAUAUAUAGAGGCUCUCAAACCAAGGCGCAUAUACUGCCUUACAAGAGCCGUGCUAGAGAUGCUGAAAUAUCUGCAGUAUGGCAAACUGUACUUUCAGUGGAAACUGUGGUACAGUAAUGACAAAAAUAACAAGCACUAUGUGAAAGGCAUAACCUUUGGUCGGCGAGGGAACAAACUAGAUUUAUACUAUUCACCAAACAUGGGCCAUUCUGAUGCUGCUCCUGUACCAGUGGUUGUAUUUGUGUACGGAGGUGCCUGGGGGUCAGGAGACCGCUCCAUUUACUGUCUGUUAGCAUUACAAAUGGCAAAAGAGCUUAAUGCCUCUGUAAUUUGUCCAGAUUAUUCCAUAUAUCCAAAGGGAAAUGUUUUAAAUAUGGUUCAAGACAUUACUGACAGUUUGCUGUGGGUGAGAGAAAAGGGACAAACAUUCAAUCUUGAUCAAGACAACGUAAUAUUAAUAGGUCAUUCAGCAGGGGCUCAUCUGUGUGCCCUUACCACGCUGUUUCUGGUGAACAAUGCAGAAGAACUGUUCCUUAAGACCAACGAACAGAGAGAUCUCGUAUCUGCCAUUAAAGGAAUCAUCGGUCUGAGUGGCGUUUACAGUAUAAUGGAUCAUUAUAAGCAUGAGAAAAUGAGGGCUGUUGAAUAUGUGUCAACUAUGCACAAAGCUAUGGAUGGUGUGGAGAACUUUGAUUAUUAUUCGCCGUCAUCGUUACUCAAGAAACUGAAUGAGGAUCAGUUGAAAAGAGUUCCUCCAGUGGUUUUGCUCCAUGGAACCAAUGACAUCAUAGUUCCUGUGCAAUCAUCAGUGAAGUUCUCCGAGCUCCUCACCGCUCUUUCUAUCAGGAUGUCUCUCUAUCUCAUACCUAAAAUGAACCACACAGAGAUGGUCACUGACCUUAUGGCUCCAGACAGGCACUUUUACCACACUGUUUAUGGCUGUAUUAAACAGGAGUACAGUAAAUUUCAAGGUUAUGUUGAUUAAUAUUUAUCAUCCAAUUCAGUACUAAUAUCAUUUUCCAGUAUGCCAGACAGUGAUUACAUGUUAUUUAUGAUUUACUGUAAGUUUACAUUUAAAGGGGUGGUUAACAGUUUUUUUUCUAGGCUUGAUUGUGUUUAUGGGGUGCAGUUUAACAUGUGUUCAUGCUUUGUUCAUCAACUUUGCAGAUAUUGUUUAUGCUCAAACAGCAACAUUGUACACUAACUAACGUUAAAAACGUGAAAUCGCAAUCAACCACCUCUUUAAGUUCUAAUGAUUUGUGUUCUUCUGAAAUGUUUAAUUUUCAAUCAAAAAUGUGUUCAAUAACCAUUUAUACAAGACGGCAAGGUGAAAGAAAAUAUUAUCCCUGUGUUUGUUAUCUGUUAAUACAUUCUGUUAAUGUUCAAUGAAAUGUAAAUAAGAAGAAAUCGUUCCAAUUAAGACAGAAAUAUACAAAUAUACAACAUAUUUUCGUGUUUGAAAUGUAAUACGGAUGGAGAAAUUCUUAUUUUGCAUUUUUAUAACUUGUGUAAAAUCUUCCAUAAUAUAUUUAUUCAAGCCAUACAUAAAUGUUUCUCUUUGUGUCCUAAUUACAGAAUUAGUCACUUGGCUAUUGAAGUUCUUCUGUUUGUUACAUAUUCACAGUUCAUACCAUAUAUUACAUUAAAUAACAUAAGCUUCAGCUGUGCAUGCUAUAGAAAUAUUAUUGAUUAAUGUUUGCUUUUGUCAUUAUUAGAAUAGAAUGUUAAUACAAAGAACACAUUAAUGUGAAUAUUUAGGUGUUGACCUUGAACCAUUGAAUAUUUUGCCUCAUAAGUAAACUGCUUUAUGUUGGGGGCAUAUGCUUAAAACAUUUAUCUUAGAAAUAUAAUUGAGUUGAAAUGGAAAAAAAAUAGCACACAAAGGCAAAGCACAGGUAUGAUCUAUUACUGAGAAACGUAUUGAAUAUACAUGCAUAAUAAGUCAAUACAUUCAUAUAUUCAUUGGACUGAAACUGUAACUAACGUCCACAUCAGCAUCAUGUAAAAUUGGCAUCCCUUUCUUCUUUUACAUUAAAUACACUAUAAAUACUGCCA